Panicum hallii is the source of this 537-nucleotide messenger RNA. RefSeq names its product spidroin-1-like. NCBI's taxonomy places the organism in Eukaryota, Viridiplantae, Streptophyta, Magnoliopsida, Poales, Poaceae. The coding region runs from base 1 to 537 and encodes 178 amino acids. The record is from RefSeq and is a predicted model, not a curated record. The transcript has 3 exons.
AUGGAUAGGGCGGACUCGACAGUCACCUCCGUCAUGCCCGGGAGGAGGAAGUUGUAUUGGGAUGAGGUUAUUGGGGAACUGGUAAAGUUGUACAGUCAUGGGAAGUUACGGAGCAUGUGGCUAGGAUUGUACCUCGUCAUCGACACAUCAACUCAUGGAGCCAUAACGAUCCAAGACGAUGAAGGUAACAUCCAUAAGGAAAGAGAACGGGCAGGCAUACCUGUGGGCCGCGGGGCCGGCGGCGGUGGGCGGCGGGGGGCCGCGGGGUUGGCGGUGGGGGCCCGCGGGGCCGCGGCGUGGGACCUCGGGGACGGUGGCGGGGGCUCGCAGGGCCGCGGCGUGGGACCUCGAGGGCAGCGGGGCCGCGGCAGGGACCUCGGGGGUUGCGGCGGGGACCGGCACCGGUGGGCCGCGGGGCGGCGGCAGGGGGGCCGGGGGGCAGCGCCGGUGGCCACUGCUGCGGCGGCGGCGGUGGCAGCGGGGCGCUGGGGCGGGGGCGGCUUGUGUAAGCAGGACAACCAAAUCGUGGGGAGGUAG